Molecule: messenger RNA, 1355 nt
Organism: Brienomyrus brachyistius
Lineage: Eukaryota; Metazoa; Chordata; Actinopteri; Osteoglossiformes; Mormyridae
Product: E3 ubiquitin-protein ligase RNF170-like
Exons: 7
Coding region: 194-973 (259 amino acids)
Molecular function (GO): ubiquitin protein ligase activity
Source: RefSeq, a predicted model, not a curated record
GUUGUGUGCAUUUAUGACAGUAAUAUAAGAAUAUUUUUUUUCUUUCAAGUCAACAAAAAGGUCUGCAUGGCUUAAAGAGAUCUUGCUAAUCAUUAACUGGCCAGUGGGAUUUAUUGGAAGCAGAGAAGCUGUCAUGUAGCAUUUGCUACUGUGGCUUGAAUUGAGGGACAGUGAGCCGCCUGGACUGGAAGCCAUGCACCCCUGCCGCGAUUGUCACAAGUGCUCCCCACAGUAUCUGGAGAAUGGGACAUUCCUGCUGGAACAAGAGGGCAGGAUGUGCCCCCCAUCAGAGCAAGCGUGGGCUCAAGGUCAUUUCUCCAGCGUCAGUAGCUGUAAGAGCCGUCCUCAGCGCUGCGGCCCCGCCCGGACACAGAGAGACUGGCACUGCCCAGUGUGCCUGCAAACCCCCACUUUUCCCAUCAGAACCAACUGUGGCCAUCUUUAUUGCGCUCCUUGCUUGAUAACGUACUGGAAGCACGGGUCCUGGUUGGGUGCUGUUAGCUGCCCGCUGUGCCGGCAGGAGGUCAGCGUUCUCCAUCAUCUGUUCACAGAGAGUAGGAUGGACCAGCAAGUGAGCGACGUGCUGGCAGACAUCACACACUACAACAAGCGCUUCUCGGGAUCACCGCGACAGGUCACCGACUACCUGUAUGAUGUACCACACUUCCUGGGCCUUUUCCUCCGCUCCCUGGGCAACCUGGGCGGCUUGGUAGGGCUCUUCCUGCUCCGGGUGACCGUGUGCAUGUUCGGAGCCUUAACUGCUAUGGCCUCAUCCUGGGAGACCAACCCGGAGCCCUUCUGUGGACUGCUGGGCCUGCUGGAUGACGUAGCGGUGGUCUCCCUGCUCCUCAUUUCCGUCGUCAACGUCAGACAGGAAAUGAGGUCGCAGGAGGCGGCCAUGACACGAGCUUCAGCAUGUCCUGAGAGAGAUCCGAUAACCUCGCACGCCACCACUACCGACGGAUUUGCAUGACGUCCAUAAGUGAACUUGGCUUAUGAACCAAAACAAAGGUUUCCCGGCUGAGGGGUGUACAGAUGCGUGUGACAAAAUGCCAGGGCUGCUAUUUAAGACUCGCAACAGGGGUGAUUUGCUGUAGAACGCUGAUCUAGAAGAGGACAGCCUUCUGAAAUCAGUCCAUAAAUCAGAAAGGAAAGGCAAUCCAACUAAAUAAUGUAUUUGGAAAAAAAAAAAACUGUACAUGUGUUAAAAAACUUAGUCUUUAGUUACUGUUUAGAUAUCUUUAUAGAUGCAAGACCUUGUGUUUAUAACAGUGGUGUAAAGAUAAAUGUGUUUGAUGUUGAAACUGUACUUCUGUAAAUAAGUAUGACGAUAAAGAUCCAUAUUUAUGACCCUG